This is a messenger RNA of Aspergillus melleus, 351 nucleotides long. RefSeq lists its product as uncharacterized. The transcript has a single exon. Lineage: Eukaryota; Fungi; Ascomycota; Eurotiomycetes; Eurotiales; Aspergillaceae. Bases 1 to 351 code for a protein of 116 amino acids. The record is from RefSeq and is a predicted model, not a curated record.
AUGGUCCACUGCCCCGUGGAUUCGGAGUACACAAACCAAGUCGAUCUAUUCAAGAAAUCGCUGUUGAGCAUUCCGACGGACGAACACCCCAAGGGCCAGGCUGAUGGUCGAGUCGCUAAAGUCUUGCCUAGAGGAGAGAAAACUAACGAUGACUUCUCCCUGAUCCUCGCAGUGAAAUGUGAGACCUCUGCCGAAGCCAAACUCCACGAUCCUGGCCUACAGCGCGUCGCGUUCAGGGAGGCCCGCCAAGCCAUCACCAAAAUGUUGAACGAAGCCAUGGUCCAGGAAGAAAAGGCCGCCGAGCGAGCAAUGCAUGAAAAACUUGCCUCCGCUAUUACUGACUUCUGGUGA